Messenger RNA from Ixodes scapularis (black-legged tick), 4014 nucleotides. RefSeq names its product regucalcin. NCBI's taxonomy places the organism in Eukaryota, Metazoa, Arthropoda, Arachnida, Ixodida, Ixodidae. The transcript has 5 exons. The record is from RefSeq and is a predicted model, not a curated record. Gene Ontology annotation, biological process: L-ascorbic acid biosynthetic process. The coding region runs from base 103 to 1002 and encodes 299 amino acids. Gene Ontology annotation, molecular function: calcium ion binding; gluconolactonase activity.
AUUCCGCAGAUUAGCUACUCAGAGAAUAGCCAGACAUCGUUACAUCUGUGGCCAAAAAACGGCACGUUUUAUUCAGCAGACGUGUCUCACAGGUGACCCAAGAUGAAGGUUAAACCAGCAGGAAAGCGCGUCAGCGUGGUCGGCGAAGGACCUCAUUGGGACAACCGCAGCUCCACACUCAUCUAUGACGACGCUAAAAAGUGCGAGAUCGUAAGGUUCGAUCCACAGGCCAAGUCUGAAAGUGUUGUUGCCAGUCUCGAUGGCCUGAUCGGAAAUGUGAUUCCGUACGCCCAAGACAACCGCCAGCUGAUGGUGUGUAUGGAGAGGGGCGUCUACAGGCUGGACACCGACACCCUGCACCAGACUCUUCUCGCUGAGCUUGUCGACUCUCCGGAACCUACAAGGUUCAACGACGGAAAGUGUGACGCAGCGGGGCGCUUGUGGGCAGGAACGAUGCCCAGGAUAUUGAAUUUCCAAAAGCUGCCGCAAGGCGGACACCAUUUGUACAGCUACUCCAAAGGAAGGCUGAGUCUGAAGGCGUCCGAAAUGUCGCUGUCCAACGGGAUCGCCUGGACGUCCGAUAACAGGACCAUGUUCCACAACGACAGCUUUCCCGGCAGGACGUCCGUCUUCGACUUUGACCUGGACACCGGGGCCAUCAGCAACCGCAGGGUCCUCGUCGAUUUCAAGUCCACCCCUGAGUACCAGGACCUCGGGAUUCCCGACGGUAUGACAAUUGACGUCAACAACAAACUAUGGAUGGUUUGCUUCGGCGCCGGCACCGUGAUUCAAGUGGACCCCGAGACAGCUGAAAUCCUGGCCAGGGUGCAGCUCCCUACCAAGUACACCACAUCCUGUUGCUUCGGCGGCGAGAACUACGACGUUUUAUACGUCACUUCGGCCAGCCUCUUUUCCAGUGCCCCGCUACCUUCCGACGGAUUGCUGUAUCAGGUUACCGAACUCGGUGCGAAGGGAAAAGCACCUUUCGAGUUCGCAGGUUGAUGGACCGGAGAGAAUUCUCUUCUGCGUGGUGCACCGUUAGGGAAAAAAAAUCCCGUCUUUAAGUACGGAAAAUAUCCCUGCUAAACUUGUUGCCACAAAAGGUUCGAUAUUACUGAAUUACAGAACACGUAGAAUGAUUCCUUAGUACGGGACAUCUUGUGGCAACAAGUUUAGCGUGCACGUGUCCCGUACACCAUGUUAUACAAGUUGUAUUUGCUGCUAGCUACGGGAAGUGAGCCAUCAUGUUCGAAAACAACGUAUGUUCUGUUGGAAACGAUGUCGGUACAUGUUCCACUUUUACAUCUUACUGCACACUCACCAUUUUGUGCAAGGUGUACCCCCGAAACAUUUGCUAUUUCUACUGCAAAAAUAGACUGAAUUUCCGAGUGCUUAGUGUGCACUCAGAUUUAAAGGUCCGUUCACACUCUUACAACCGAGUACGACCGAGAGAGACCAGACUGGUUUUUAAUCCUCUUGCGUCCUCUUAGGACCGGAUGCGCUGCAGCGGGGCUGGUCCUAAGACGUCGCAAGAAGCUUAAAAACCGGUCUUGUCUCUCUCGGUCGUACUCGGUUGCAAGAGUGUGAACGGGCCUUGACGCAAGCAGUCUGGACCAUAUGACGAAAUUUCAGAGCUUGCUGUUAUUUGAUUAAAAUGUUAUAAGUAGGGUUCUGCGUUUUCGGUUUCUAUUUUUUCGAAAUUCGGCAUACUUUUUUCGGCGUUUAUUUUAAAAUUCAGUUUUCGGUUUUUUCGGCGCACAAAAGUGUAUCGGCUUUUUUUCGGUGAAUAUAAAAUAAACACCAACGGACGCCGGAUCAGAUUAUCCUUUUUUCUCUUGUAUUUGUGAUCACUCAAAGAAUAAUGGCACAGAUAUAUUGAAAAAGAAAUGGCCACUUUAUUUGGCAAAUUUGGCAAAACUAAAAAAGAAUCAAGAAAAAAACGCAGAAGUACAAACAAGUCAGAUAUGAAGCUUAUGCCCCCUAAAAAUAUGGAACUUCACCUUCUGUAUAUCAGGAUGACGUGAUCUUAUUAUUGUACACACACAUGUACUUUCCCGGGUUCUUCUCCUUGAUCCGCACUCUUUCUUUCCUGUUAAUAUGACCCUGAGCUUCGAGAAUGUCCUCUCAACGCUCACACUGGAUACUGGCAGGCUGAGGAGAUGAAGCGCUGCCUGAGCCGAAAUCGGCCAAUCAACCAAUUGUGACUGACACUGACCGCCAAAAGAGACAUGGUGGGGCGUUUUGAAGCACAACAUAACAUGCAGAGCUUGGAUCAAGUCAGCCUUUUCUUACAACGAGUACAUGGCGAAGUCAUGGGGAAUUUCGGACUUCACGUUCCUAUCGAUCAUGCGCACAUUAAACCAAAACGUCGUGAUGGCAUCCGUGUAUCCCAUACAUUCGGACAUGUUUCUAUAGACACUGUCGUUCCACUUUUUCGCCACGGCUCUGCGGUACGACUGGAAGGUUAAAGUGAUCUUUUCCGGUUAAAACAGAAUUUUAAAAAAUGGAUUUGACGUACUUUUAUCGGUUUUUAACGGUUUAAAUUGAAAAGGCCGAACCUAAAAACUGACCUUUUUCGGUUAAAACCGAAUUUUCGAAAAUGAAUUCGGCGUACUUUUAUCGGUUUAAACUGAAAACUCCGAACCCUAGUUAUAGUUACUUUCGGAAAUUUUUAGAGAGGGGAAUGGCUGGCCACGAAUGCAUGGAAGUGAAUGGCGUAAGUCUACUUUCCCACUGAAACUUUACGAAAAUCACUUAUAACUUUCCAAUAAGAUGACAAGUUUUGAAACAUUGGCAUCUGGUCACGACUGCUAUACUCCGUUUCACCUUACGUCCGGACGCAGCGGACGCUAUACGUGCUAUCCAAGCCAAUCCAAGCCAAUCCCGCUCUGUGGACGCAGCUCAUGAUACGCUUUUCGCGCGUCGCUCUGCCCCCUCUCUAAGGUCACGUGACACUCACACGGCCUUGGAUUGGCUCCUACGGCUCGUAGCAUCCGUUGCGCUCGAACGUAAGGUGGAACGGAGUAUGGCGCUGCAUUUGAGCGGAGACUGAGCGUCUGGCAAUGCAUAGUUCAUUUUUGCGAUAAAAAAGAAACAAAAACAAACACUAAUGUUUCUUAGGAGACACGCUGUAUCAUAUUGGACAGGUUUCGUGAGUCCAAUUUUGCAACAUGUACCAUUUUGAGAGGGUAUUUUUAUGCUCCUGAUGUGUCACACAUGCAUGCUCAUAUAGCUGGUGAAGACGAAGUUCCUUAUGGUGUGGAUGCCUCAAUUUUUUUUUUGCGAGGAACUUCGGGGAUCGCCUGCAUUAUGAACAAUUCUUGUGUCCUCAUGAUAUACCCAUUGCAGUGAACAUAAUGUGAUGGAAAACGAAGUGUUUAUAGCCUCAAAAUUCUUAUAUUUUAUUUCGAAAAUGAAUAGUGUACCAGCUGAGUAGAUAGAAUGGUAUGCAAUCAAUAUAUAUGACCUCCCUGGAAAAUAAAUUGCGAAAAAACCCGUCAUAAAUAUUAAACAAACAAAGCCUCUUGCUCAAUACUGAAAUAUCCAUAUGGGGAUAAGUACUGUUGAUAAAAAAUUUAAUAGAUAAAUAAAAAUAUAUAACCUAUAGUCUGUCACGGGUUAAAAAAAGCGGCCCAAGGCGCUCCCAUAAAGCUCUUUGGUCAGUUUGAUUCUAGUUGUGUCCUCCUUUCCACUCGCCUCCUUUCCAGCAUUUGCUCUGCUCAAGAGGAAAGAGUGGAAGAAUUUGUAGGAGGAGCCUUUCAUGUGUUUCUUACGUUGUAACACACUGUAGUGAUAAACUCGUCUGCCGAUUCUCCUUGACCAUCAAAAGUUCUUGAGGCCCUUCAACCUUACGGAUGCACCAGGGCCACCUUCCGGGAAGACCUCCGGGACCCCUCCUCCGUGUUCAUGCCCACGAGUCGUCUGCAAGAAAUGUUAUGUUAAAAUGUAAGCAGACUUGCACCGUACGCAUUACGAGUAAUCAAAUUACUUGUAAUCAAUUACUUGUUGCAGUAA